GCGCCUGGCUGGGCCCAGCCGAGCGGGAGGGACCGAGGGAGGGAGCGAGCGGAGCGGCGUCGCCGGAGCCAAGCCGCGCCGCGCCGCCGGCCCGCCAGCCCGCGCUCCAGUCCGCCGUGUCUAGCAGCGGGGCCCAGCAUGGUCAUGGCGGAUGGCCCGAAGCACUUGCAGCGCGGGCCGGUCCGGGUGGGGUUCUACGACAUCGAGGGCACGCUGGGGAAGGGUAACUUCGCUGUGGUGAAGCUGGGGCGGCACCGGAUCACCAAGACGGAGGUGGCGAUAAAAAUAAUAGAUAAAUCUCAGCUGGAUGCAGUGAACCUUGAGAAAAUCUACCGAGAAGUACAAAUAAUGAAAAUGUUAGACCACCCUCACAUCAUCAAACUUUAUCAGGUAAUGGAGACCAAAAAUAUGUUGUAUCUUGUGACAGAAUAUGCCAAAAAUGGAGAAAUUUUUGACUACCUUGCUAAUCACGGCCGAUUAAAUGAGUCUGAGGCCAGGCGCAAAUUCUGGCAAAUCCUGUCUGCUGUUGAUUAUUGUCAUGGACGGAAGAUCGUGCACCGUGAUCUCAAGGCUGAAAAUCUCCUGCUGGAUAGCAACAUGAACAUCAAGCUAGCAGAUUUCGGUUUUGGAAAUUUCUUUAAAAGUGGUGAACUGCUGGCAACAUGGUGUGGCAGCCCCCCUUAUGCAGCCCCAGAAGUCUUUGAAGGGCAGCAGUAUGAAGGACCACAGCUGGAUAUUUGGAGCAUGGGAGUUGUUCUUUAUGUCCUUGUCUGUGGAGCUCUGCCUUUUGAUGGACCGACUCUUCCAAUUUUGAGGCAGAGAGUUUUAGAAGGAAGAUUCCGGAUUCCAUAUUUCAUGUCAGAAGAUUGUGAGCACCUUAUUCGAAGGAUGUUGGUCCUAGACCCGUCCAAACGGCUAACGAUAGCUCAAAUCAAGGAGCAUAAAUGGAUGCUCGUAGAAGUUCCUGUACAGAGACCUGUUCUUUAUCCACAAGGGCAAGAAAAUGAGCCAUCCAUUGGGGAAUUUAAUGAACAGGUUCUGCGGUUGAUGCACAGCCUUGGAAUAGAUCAGCAGAAAACCAUUGAGUCUUUGCAGAACAAGAGCUAUAACCACUUUGCUGCCAUUUAUUACUUGUUGGUGGAGCGCCUGAAAUCACAUCGGAGCAGUUUUCCCGUGGAGCAGAGACUCGAUGCCCGCCAGCGGCGGCCUAGCACCGUGGCUGAACAAACAGUUGCCAAGGCGCAAACGGUGGGGCUCCCGGUGACCAUGCAUUCACCAAACAUGCGGCUGAUGCGGUCUGCCCUCCUCCCACAGGCGUCCAACGUGGAGGCCUUUUCAUUCCCAGCAUCCGGCUGCCAGGCGGAAGCCGCAUUUAUGGAAGAAGAGUGUGUCGACACGCCAAAGGUAAAUGGCUGUCUUCUGGACCCCGUGCCUCCUGUCCUGGUGAGGAAGGGGUGCCAGUCGUUGCCCAGCAACAUGAUGGAGACCUCCAUCGAUGAGGGGCUGGAGACAGAGGGAGAGGCUGAGGAAGAUCCCAGUCAGGCCUUCGAUGCAUUCCAGUCCACGCGCAGCGGGCAGAGACGGCACACUCUGUCAGAAGUGACCAAUCAGCUGGUCGUGGUGCCUGGUUCAGGGAAAAUUUUCUCCAUGAGUGACAAUCCCUCCCUUGACAGUGUGGACUCUGAGUAUGAUAUGGGGUCUGUUCAGAGGGACCUGAACUUUCUGGAGGACAACCCUUCCCUUAAGGACAUCAUGUUAGCCAAUCAGCCCUCCCCACGCAUGACGUCUCCCUUCAUCAGCCUGAGACCUGCCAACCCAGCCAUGCAGGCUUUGAGCUCCCAGAAGCGAGAGGCCCACAACAGGUCGCCAGUGAGCUUCAGAGAGGGCCGCAGGGCGUCAGAUACCUCCCUCACCCAAGGAAUUGUGGCAUUUAGACAACAUCUUCAGAAUCUGGCCAGAACCAAAGGAAUCUUAGAGUUGAACAAAGUGCAGCUGCUGUAUGAACAAAUAGGACCCGAGGCAGACCCUGACGUGGCACCAGCGGCUCAGCUCCAGGACCUCGCCGGCAGUUGCCCUCAGGAGGAAGUCUCUCAGCAGCAGAAGACAGUCUCUGCUGUGGCCAGCAGCGUGCGUCCCCAGCUCUCCCCGCGCCAGAGCCUGGAGGCCCAGUACCUACAGCAUAGACUCCAGAAGCCCAGCCUUCUGUCAAAAGCCCAGAACACCUGUCAGCUUUAUUGUAAAGAACCACCACGGAGCCUCGAACAGCAGCUGCAGGAACACAGACUCCAACAGAAGCGACUCUUUCUCCAGAAACAGUCUCAGCUGCAGGCGUACUUUAAUCAGAUGCAGAUAGCCGAGAGCUCGUACCCACCGAGUCAGCAGCUGCCCCUGCCCCGCCAGGAGACAUCCACGCCGUCCCCGCAGCCCCCGCCCUUCAGCCUGCCCCAGCCCCUGAGCCCCGUCCUGGAGCCCGCCUCCGAGCAGAUGCAGUACAGCCCCUUCCUCGGCCAGUACCAGGAGCUGCAGCUGCAGCCCCUGCCCUCCGCGCCCCGGCCCCGGGCGCCUCCGCUGCCCGCACACCUGCAUCAGCAGCCGCCGCCACCGCCGCCACCGCCGCCCCCCCCGCAGCAGGCAGGAGCCGCCCCGGCCCCCUUACCGUUCUCCUAUCAGACUUGCGAGCUGCCAGGGGCCGCCUCCCCAGAGCCAGACUACCCCUCGCCGUGUCAGUACCCCAUGGAUGGAGCCCCGCAGAGCGGCCUAGCAGCACAGGACUGUCCCCGGAGCUCGGGACUGCAGGAGGCCCCCUCCAGCUACGACCCUCUUGCCCUCGCAGAGUUCCCCGGACUCUUCGAUUGUGAAAUGCUGGAGGCUGUGGACCCACAGCACAGUGGCUACGUCCUGGUAAAUUAACCUCAGCACAGGAAGUAAGGCGGGUCAAGUGA
Molecule: messenger RNA, 2942 nt
Organism: Ailuropoda melanoleuca (giant panda)
Lineage: Eukaryota; Metazoa; Chordata; Mammalia; Carnivora; Ursidae
Gene: SIK2
Product: salt inducible kinase 2
Exons: 15
Coding region: 139-2910 (923 amino acids)
Biological process (GO): intracellular signal transduction; protein phosphorylation; microtubule cytoskeleton organization
Cellular component (GO): cytoplasm
Molecular function (GO): ATP binding; tau-protein kinase activity; magnesium ion binding
Source: RefSeq, a predicted model, not a curated record